AUGGCAUUUCUAUAUGUAGAUAGUUUAGCCAAGAACAAGAGUAGAUUUGUACAAAUCUCAUGCAAAUUCCUAGAGCUUCUCCUCCUCUCAAUGGGCCUCGUCUCCACCAUCCUUUCCCUCAAAGACGCGUUGAAUCUUCCUCAGUCUUGCAAAACAAUUUUCUUAACCGCCACCGAUUUCUGGAGCUCCAUCAAAUGCUUCUUAUCCUCUCAUCCCACCACCAUCACCGUUGUCGCCAUCAACCUCAUGAUCAUCCUCAUAAUCGCCUCCUCCCGCCGCCACCACCACCCAGAAACCACCACCAGCAACUAUGUUCUCGGCCAUGUUGGUAUUGAUAUAGUUAGAUUUGAUAUUGAUCUUGAAUUCCAAAUUGACCAUGAUCAUGAUUUUGAUCCUGGUCCUGAUCAAUCACCCUUAAUUCUUGAACCGCCGCCGCUCCCGCAGCCAUCUGCGCCGCCGAUUUGGGACGUCAUCGAAGUAAGUCCACUUCAGCCGCCGCCAUCUGACGUGGCACAGCCAAUCCCCAUCAGAGACAGCAACUCGACAAAUUGGUACGACGAUGAUGUCUCAAAUCAUGACGGGUUACAAACACAUCUCAUAUCAGAUGUGCAGUCGACAGUCCUAACAAGUAGUACUAGCACAGUAGCAACGAUUGAAAAAUGGAAGGAUGCGCUGAUCAUCGAAAAGGAGGCGGAGGAGAGAGAAGCGACGGAUCAAGAAGAGGACAACACGAUUGAUGCCACGUGGGAGGCGAUCAUUGGGGGAGCGAAGCCGAAGCCGAAGCCGAAGCCGAAGCCAAAGCCGAAUACGAAGCCGAAGCAGAAGAAAAAAGGACUGAAGAAGAGCGAGAAGUGGGAGGAGGCGGCGCAGCAGCGGCCAAGGCGGCUGGACUCGGAGGAGGUGGUGCCGACGUCGCCAAAGUGGAGGGAGCUGAGGAAGGCGGAGACGUUCAACGACGCGGUGUCGGCGACGAGGAGAGGAGGGCUGGUGAGGAGAGAUCCGUCGAUGAGUCUCGAGGAGUUUAAUCAGAAGGUGGAUAGAUUCAUCAAGAAUUUCAACGACGGAAUGAGGCUGCAAAGGCAGGAAUCUUACCAGAGAUCAUUGGUAGAGGCAGUACCCCGAUACUGA
Molecule: messenger RNA, 1128 nt
Organism: Salvia splendens (bonfire salvia)
Lineage: Eukaryota; Viridiplantae; Streptophyta; Magnoliopsida; Lamiales; Lamiaceae
Exons: 1
Coding region: 1-1128 (375 amino acids)
Source: RefSeq, a predicted model, not a curated record